Molecule: messenger RNA, 1167 nt
Organism: Linum trigynum
Lineage: Eukaryota; Viridiplantae; Streptophyta; Magnoliopsida; Malpighiales; Linaceae
Source: the annotation of a GenBank genome assembly
AUGAAUUACAAAGUUUUUGUUUGGAAUUGCCAGGGUGCGGGAAGUAGACGCUUUACUAGAGUGUUCAAUGAGUAUAAAAGGAGGCAUCGUCCUCAAAUCGUGAUUAUUGUUGAGCCACGGAUUAGUGGUGACAGAGCUAAGGAUGUCAGGCAGAGCUUGGGUUUCGACAAAGAGUUUGUAGUUGAGGCGGUGGGUUUCUCGGGAGGAAUUUGGGUGCUAUGGAAUUCCACGGAUAUUUGUCUGUCCCAAGUUAACGCCCACGCUCAGUUCAUUCAUAUUCAGGUAGAGCCAGCAGGUGUACCGGGGCAUAAAUGGCUACUCACAGCAGUCUAUGCAAACCCUGCUCCCAUGCAACGUCGGGUUCUGUGGGAAGCUUUGAGAGAGUUAGCCGAAGACCAAGACCAGGCAUGGGCAAUCAUGGGUGACUUUAAUUCCAUCCUGCGUCCUGAGGAGAAACUUGGAGGUGCCCCUUUUGAUUCCUCUCGCAUUCAGGACUUUCAGGACUGUAUCAACGAUACCAGCCUGGUGGACCUAGGAUACCGCGGGCCGCCGUUUACUUGGUUCAGAAAUGGUGUCCGAGAACGCCUAGACCGGGUGCUUGCCAACAAUAUGUGGACAUCGCUGUUCCCGGAAGUCUCGGUCAGGCACUUACCUCGUGUCAAAUCAGACCAUAGACCCCUUCUACUGUCUACGGAUUUGUCGUGCCCACCGGCAGGACCGAAACCCUUUCGCUUCUUGGCUGCUUGGCUUACCCACGACGAGUUUACUCCGAUGCUCCAGGAAGCAUGGGCCAAGGGGACCUCAUUUAUUGGUUUGGCGGAGGAGUUUGCCAAGGAAGCAAUACGUUGGAACCAUCAUGUUUUUGGCCAUAUUCUCCGGAAAAAAGAUGCCUUGCUGAGGAAAUUAGAGGAUCUAGAAAAAAGGGAUGGGCGGUUAUCAGUAUCACCACAGCUAGAAGCCACUCGAGAGGAUCUUGAGACUAUAUUGUUCCAAGAGGAACUUUUAUGGUACCAGAAAUCGAGGUUGGAGUGGAUUGUAUCGGGGGACCGAAAUACCGCUUAUUUCCAUGCAAGAACGUUGAAGCGAAGGAAGAGGAAUCGGAUACUGGUGCUUAAAAAUAAUGAGGGUGACUGGGUGCUGGGAAACAGUGGGGAGCAGUCUAGCUAA